UUGUGGCCUGCCUCCCUCUGAGGUGGGUGUGGGGUAGAGAUGAUCCCUUUUUUGUAAAAGUAGAAAGUGAUCUUGCCCCCCAAGGUCACAGAAGAGCCCUUUUGGGCUUCUGUGGGUAUUGAGGUGAUGGCGGUUGGCAUCUAAUCAAAUAGAUGAACCUGGUUGCCUUCCUCUUAAUGUUAUCAUCACCUGUGGCAGCCUGAGGCUUUGUAGAGCAACAAACAGGAGGGAUGAGAAACAGCCUAUGUGGACUGGUUUGUACAGGCCAGAUGGUAUGCUGCUUACAUUUUGGUAUUGUCUGUUAUGUUGGAUGUGACAGAUUAAGAUUAUUCAGCCUGUUUUACAUGUGUAAAUUGAGACUAAGACAGGUUAAAUGAUUUGCCAAAACUGCCACAGCAAAUAGGACCAGGAUUGAGAUUUCUAGAUAGUUUAUUCUCUCUACUAGCAAAUGCUACAUAUACCCUCUGGUGAGCGGUCGGCCUGCUAGUCACUUCUGGGAAUAGGCAGAAUAGUAUGAAGACACUAGUAACCUCCCCUCCUCCCUUGAGUAAUUACGUGGGCUUAAAGCCUGUUAUCUGAUAGAAUUAGUUUGUUUUUACCAAAAUUGACCUGAGAAAGAGUCUUGAUUAAUUGUAUUCAUGAUUUUUGAGUCAGAUCAGGCUAAAAACUUAGUUGAAUAAAGUCACAGAGUUUUUAACAUCUAUAGAGUUGAAAUGUAAUUGGAAUUACCCUAGUACCAUUUCCUUAUCCUCUUCUCAUUUUAUAAGAGAAUAUAUACAGUAUCUGUUGGAAAAUUAUAUCAGCCGGUCAGGCUAAGGAAAAACUUAAAACCUCACUGACUGUUGUCUGAAGCAGAAAGUCAUUCCUAUAACCACUGCUCCUCCUGUUUCCUAUUAUUAUUUCUGUAGUCUAGGUAAAAGGUACCUCUUUGCUUCUGAUAAAGAAAAUAGUGGGCUAAUCAGGAUGGAAAUAACCAUUUGGUCAUUCCUCUUUCUCACCUGAGCUGUUUUCUAAGUGGUGCCUGUAUUCUGGGUAGACAGCAGAGCAUGAACCAAGUUAGGAGUGGCAAAUAGCUUUCAAUUUGCUUGCCAACUUCAGUUCAUUUUACUAGAUAUCUGGACUGCCAAGCUUAUAAUGUGUCUGAGGCUAUGUUUAGGCUUAGCAGGAAAAAGCUGUGAUCAAUUAAUGAUGUCUGCCAGAGGCCUGGCAUAGGGAUGCUGUGCUAUGUGUGCCAUGCAUUUUCCAUCUCUGGACCAGGUACAUCUCUAAUAUCACUUGGGGCUGGUCCCUCUGUAAUUGGCAGACUCAGCAGGCAUGACUGGAGAGGGAAGUCCCAAUGGUGCUAGAAUGGUGCUGCAGUGGCAGAAGACGGCUCACGAGUGAGGUCUGGAAGAACAACAGGGAAGACAUCCAUCAUUUGCUCCAAAGUGUGCAAGUCAGAUCCUGGGGAGAAUCAUGAUAACCCUGAUCACUGAGCAGCUACAGAAACAGACUCUGGAUGAGCUGAAAUGCACACGCUUCAGCAUCAGUCUGCCUUUGCCUGAUCAUGCAGACAUCUCCAACUGUGGGAACCCUUUCCAGCUUGUGCCUGAAGGUGCUUCCUGGAGGGGCCUGCCCCACUGUUCCUGUGCCGAGUUCCAGGACAGCCUCAACCUCAGCUACCACCCGUCAGGCUUGAGCCUGCACCUCAGACCACCCAGCCGGGGAAGCUCCCCACUGGAGCAGCCCCUCUCCCAAGUUCUAAGCCCUGAGCCCCCCGACCCAGAGAAGCUUCCUGUGCCCCCAACCCCUCCAUCCAAGAGGCACUGCCGCUCACUCUCAGUGCCCGUGGACCUGUCUCGCUGGCAGCCAGUGUGGCGGCCUGCCCCCUCCAAGCUGUGGACUCCCAUCAAGCACCGAGGCAGUGGUGGAGGGGGUGGGCCGCAGGUGCCUCACCAGAGCCCUCCAAAGCGGGUCUCCAGCCUCAGGUUCCUCCAAGCUCCCAGUGCCUCUUCUCAAUGUGCCCCAGCCCACAGACCCUACAGUCCACCUUUCUUCAGCCUGGCCCUGACCCAAGAUUCCUCUCAACCCUGCGCUGCCUCCCCCCAAAGUGGCUCCUGGGAGAGUGAUGCUGAAUCCCUGUCCCCUUGCCCACCCCAGCGUCGAUUUUCCCUAUCACCCAGCCUGGGCCCACAGGCAAGCCGCUUCUUGCCUUCUGCCCGGAGCUCCCCUGCAUCCUCCCCAGAGCUGCCCUGGCGACCCCGGGGCCUCCGCAACCUUCCUCGAAGCCGCUCACAGCCUUGUGAUCUGGAUGCCCGAAAAGCUGGAGUGAAGCGGCGCCACGAGGAGGACCCCCGGCGGCUAAGGCCUUCCUUGGACUUUGACAAGAUGAAUCAGAAACCAUACUCAGGAGGUGUCUGUCUCCAAGAAACAGCCCGGGAAGGCAGCAGCAUCUCUCCACCGUGGUUCAUGGCCUGUAGCCCCCCACCCCUCUCUGCUUCCUGCAGCCCCAUUGGGGGUUCCUCCCAGGUGCUGAGUGAAAGCGAAGAGGAGGAGGAGGGGUCCGUGCGGUGGGGGCGGCAGGCGCUGAGUAAGCGGACACUGUGCCAGCAGGACUUUGGGGACCUGGACUUAAAUCUGAUUGAGGAGAACUAAAACUGAGAGGCUACUACUUCCUGGGGCCACACAGACUGACUCUCUUAUGGCUACUAACAAGUGUCGAGGCUCCAAGACUGGGGCCCAGCCUGGGAAUGGGGAUGAGUGGAGGGCUCCCACUCAGGGCAGCUGGAAAUCUCGCUCCAGGAAGCUCGACCAUGCCGAGAGACUGGCCGGGACAAGAUAAACAGAGCUGGUGGCGGGAGGGACAGCCCAGAGCAGACCCUUCCCAUGGCGGCCCUGAGUGUGAGUAUCCCUGCCAAUGAGAAAGCAAUGGGCAGGGAAGGAAGGGGUCAGCUGACCCCUGCUCGGGGAAUUUCACUAGCCCCUUUGCUUCAAAGGGCACUUGUGUCUUAGAAUUUGGCCAGGGUGGGGGGUUCAUUCAGCCUCCUCGGAGAAAUUGUGUGUGAGUGUGUGUGUGCUUGGGAGUAUACUUGAGGAAAGGUGUAAAGGUGUGUUUGCGUAGCCUUAGGGAAGGAAGGCAGUUGCUCCUUAAUAGAGCAUCAUGAUACCCCCAGGAUCUUGAGUUUUCAUGGGGCUGUGGGCUUGUUAAAGAAGUCAAAAGGAGGGCACCAAGUUUUUCUUUUUCCUAAGUAGCUUUGGAACCAGGCUUAUGAUCCAUAAGCACCACUGGCUCCGCAAAGGAUUCUGUUUGGGGGUACUGCAAGCUCUUUUAAGUGCUGUGACCUCAGCCAAUGGUUUUUUCCUCAGGCCCAACCCCCCCUCCCCUAGAUAGACUUAGUGUUGGGGCUGGAGAGGGCUCUUCACAUUGAUUCUGAGCUGGCCUUUUCUUCUUAUCAGAUUGCCUAGGCUGUAUACCACCUGCCUCUCUCACUCUCUAAGUAGAUGCAAGCACAUGUGGGUAACUGAGGCAGGGUUGAAGGGCUUCAUCUCUUUCUUUCCCUCUUUACUGAUGGGACCUUUUUCCCCUCACCCUCUGACCUUUGAUGCAUUUGGACUGCUGACCAUUUAAAAGCAGCCUGUGAUUGCUUCUUUUGUAAAGCAAGCAAGCAACCUCCCUCUACUUUAGCUGUUUGACUAUUUGGAUUUUCACACAUUGGGCUUACCCAGAGUGUAGCGCAUCUCUACAGGGCUGUGGUUGACGCUGGGUAGACAUCUGCAUCUGUGUUGUGUGUGUGGUGUGGCUGACCAGUAGGUGAGUAUUCCUGCGUGUGUGAGUGAAGCCACUCCCAGGCUGGUGCUCUCCUCCUGUGCCCGGUGACUGCCCAGUGGCAGCUUUAGCUGCCCUUCACUCCCACCUGCUGCCAAAGUCCCUGUGCUAAUGGGAUUACAAAUACAAAAAGUGGAAAAAA
Messenger RNA from Myotis myotis, 3947 nucleotides. It is a transcript of the gene FAM53C, whose product is annotated as family with sequence similarity 53 member C. The record is from RefSeq and is a predicted model, not a curated record. The coding region runs from base 1456 to 2634 and encodes 392 amino acids. Lineage: Eukaryota; Metazoa; Chordata; Mammalia; Chiroptera; Vespertilionidae. Gene Ontology annotation, biological process: protein import into nucleus. The transcript has 4 exons. Gene Ontology annotation, cellular component: nucleus.